AUGCUGAGCGGGGCGAAGCCAGAGGAAACUUUGGUGGAGGCCCGCAGCAAUACUAAUGUGCAAAUCGUUUAUCUAACUUGGCUGGAGCCCGUGAACGAGUUCUAUCGGGUAGGACGGUGCGGUUGCUUUGUUGAGCCGCGCCAUGGAAUCGAGAGCUCCAAGUGGGCCAUUUAUAGUUCUCUUCCAGAUCAUGCAUUUUCAAAAGUGAUUCAAGUGGCACUACCAUCGCAGAAGCUCCACUUCUACAAACCAUCUGGAGUUGCACCUAAUCUCAUUGAAGGAAACUCUUUCUAG
This is a messenger RNA of Prunus armeniaca (apricot), 294 nucleotides long. Lineage: Eukaryota; Viridiplantae; Streptophyta; Magnoliopsida; Rosales; Rosaceae. The record is from the annotation of a GenBank genome assembly.